This is a messenger RNA of Trichomycterus rosablanca, 2313 nucleotides long. It is a transcript of the gene ppp1r3g, whose product is annotated as protein phosphatase 1 regulatory subunit 3G. The transcript has a single exon. Gene Ontology annotation, biological process: regulation of glycogen biosynthetic process. Lineage: Eukaryota; Metazoa; Chordata; Actinopteri; Siluriformes; Trichomycteridae. Bases 99 to 809 code for a protein of 236 amino acids. The record is from RefSeq and is a predicted model, not a curated record. Gene Ontology annotation, cellular component: protein phosphatase type 1 complex. Gene Ontology annotation, molecular function: protein phosphatase 1 binding; glycogen binding.
GUUUAAAUCGGACCGUUACGCCCCUGUAUGACAGCAGUAAGCAGACUUCACUACACACUCUAUAUCUCUGAGCUGCUUCCUCCACACACUGGUCAGUCAUGUCCAAGUGGGCGCACACUGGAGGGGAAUUACAGAACGGGAAAUGCUGUGAGGAUGAGGAGGACUCGGACACUGAGGAGGAGGAAGAUGAGGUGAAGGAGAUGUACCUGAGGGACAGGAGGAGAGCUAAAUCUUUACCCGCGUACCCGGAGCAGGCGCGUCUGUUGAACCAGCUCUCUCAGCAGUCCAGAAAGCAGGUGAAGUUCGCAGACGCGCUCGGGUUGAGUUUAUUCAGCGUGAAGCACUUCAGUAUCUCUGAGGAACCCCAGAUUCCCAUCAAAGCCUUCCCGGACAUGCGCGCUAACUUCAAACCUACCCAACCGGUGCAGAGACUCGUACCCGCCUGUGAGACGCGUCUCUCAGAGGAGGACACGUGCGCGCGCUUAAACCGGUGCCAGGUCGCGCUGGAGAGGGUCUCCGUUAGCCGGUGGGAUGUGCGCGGGAUGGUACGGGUAACCCCCGGUAAUAACGAGGGAACAGAAGUCAAAGUGAGGUACACGUUUAACGACUGGGCGUCUUUCGCGGACGCGGACGCGCACGCCGUGCCCGCGCAUGAGGAGAACAGGUUCGCUUUCACCGUGCACGCGCCUCCGGUGCUUGCGCCCGGCGCAAUGGUGCACUUUGCGGUCUACAUGAGAAACGAGCGCGGAGAAUUCUGGGACAACAACGACGGACAGAACUACUCAGUGCGGUGCGGACACUCGGUUUAAGGACUUCAGACUUGGGGGCUACUUUGCCAGGAUGGAUUAUAAGAGGGGUCAUGGUGGUUCAAUGUCUCUAAUAUUACCUAUAAAUACAAUACCAUUUUUGCUUAAGCUCUUUUUGUUUAAAACAUAAAGGAAAAACAAAGUACAUUUAUUCAUCCAGCUUAAGUAAUUGCUUCAUCCUGGUCAUGACUACAAUAGGUCCAGAGCACUGAGACACCAGAGACAGAGUGCAAUUGCAGUGCAUAACAAUUAUCCAUGCACUUCAUUUGCAAUUUAAAGUGGACAAUCAACCUACUGCAUGUUCUUGGAUUUUGGGAGGAACUCAGGGUACCUAGAGGUAAUCCAUGGCAGCUGUGUGGCACCGAGACUAUCUGCUGCACCACAACGUCACCAGAACAUCUUCAGGGUAUCUUGAGAUCAUCCCUGGAACUGUACAAAAGGGAUAAACCACCAUUUAGCUCUCAUAAGGGUGGAGGUUGUGAAGAGUGCUGUUUAACAUCUGUCCAAAAUCUCACCUUGCAUCCUGUGUAUGGGUGCACUAUCAUACCAGUUUGUUUGUUUAUUAGGAUUUUAACGUCAUGUUUUACACUUUGGUUACAUUCAUGACAGAAACGGUAGUUACUCAAUACACAAUAUUAAUCAGUUCACAAGUUUUAACGUCAAACACAGUCAUGGACAAUUUAGUGUCUCCAAUUCACCUCACUUGCGUGUCUUUGGACUGUGGGAGGAAACCCACGCAGACACAGGGAGAACAUGCAAACUCCACACAGAAAGGACCCGGAGUGCCCCACCUGGGGAUCGAACCCAGGACCUUCUUGCUGUGAGGCAACAGUGCUACCCACCGAGCCACCCCACUAUCAUACCGGAGGACACCAGUCCUUCUGGAAUGUUUCUUCAAAUUGAUGAGCUGAUCAGUCAGAAUAUCUGCAUCUAUUGAUUGAUUGGCAUUUGUAAAACAUCUGGAAAACAGUUGCUCUUGGCUUUCUUUAUUUGUUAAGGUACACUAUAUCUACAAAAGUAUGUUCACACACCCCAUAUUUACUAAAUUUCGGUGUUUCAGUCAAACAUACUGUUAAAAUUAAGAUAAGCAAGGUCCAUGAGGACCUGAUAUGACAAGUUUGGUGAGGACAAAUCCCAGGGGCCUGCUCAGAGCCCUGACCUAAAACCCUGAACAUCUAUAAGAUGAAUAGGAACACUGAUUGCGUGCCAGGCUGUCUUGUUCACCAUCAGUGCCUGAACCCAUAAAUGCUCUUUUGAUUAAAUAGGCAAUAACGCCCACAAACAUGUUCCAGAAUCCUAGCAUUCCCCUAAAAGUGGGGGGACGUUAUUGCGGAAGUUAUUAAAGGAAAGGCGGGACAUCUUCAUGUUAAUUACCAUGGUUGUGAUGUUAUGUCUAAGGCCCUACCUAAUUUAUGGCCGUGAAAAUUGCAUCAAUAACCGAGAAACAAGCCUUUUAUUAUGUAAUAUGCAAUUUGCUGUGAAAUAAAAAAUGUAAGGUUUGUGUUUA